GUACAGUGGUACAGUGGUUAGGUUCUGGGGCCUUUCUGUUUGAUCCCAGAACACGUCCAUGUUGGGGUUGGGUUAUUUGGAAACUGUAGAAACUGGAGGUGGAACGUGGAUGGUUGUUGAACUUUGACGAUCCGGUUAUUUUGAACUAUGACUUAUUAUUUUAUUGCGAAACACGAAACACUGGAGUAAUUACCUCCUUCAAACCUCUGUUGACUGAGACGAUGUGAAAGGAAACUGGAUUUACUUGAUUCAGUUGAAUAAUUUUAUUAGAGUAAUAACACUUAUAAAAGUUAUAGUAAGAAGAAUAGCACCUUAAUACAUUAUCUUAAAUAUCUACAAAUAUUACUACAUAAUCACAGGUAUAACAUUCUGUGUCAUUAAUACACAUGUGAUAUUUGGGUUAGAGAGCCAAAAAGCAACAACUUUCCACGACUUAUGUUGUUUUCUAAUAUUCGCUGCAUGAAAACACUCAUUGCCCCAAACAGAAUAUUAUAUUUGAUUAUGUGAAAACAAGGUGAUUUGACAGACGAGAAUGAAUCAUUCAUUAUUCUGCGUGAGGUGGAUUUCUGUUUCCGCUGAUCUCGGACUCCCGGACUCGCUUCUGCCACAAAUACACAUUUUCAUCGCGGCUGUUUGACAACGAUGGCUCGGUCGUGCUCGAGGAACUUCUCUCUCGUCGUUGCUCUUUGACCCCGGAGAACCAACCCUCUCUGCGGCAGUGGAGACUCUUUUGCUGAACAGUGGUUCUGUUCAAGCGGAACUCAUUUGCUGCCUCAUUGAAACGCCAUUAUAACCAAGAUGGAGUGAAAUGAACUCUUAUGGACGCGCUCCGCCGCUGACUCAACCAGUCUUUCUUAAAUUUGAUUUCUAUCUUGUUCAUAUUCUCCUCACUACCCCCAGCUCCACCUUUACACGUGCACACCGUGACUUCAGACAUGCUAGUCGUUAUCGGAGCCGGGGCCUCGACUCCUGCUCUCAAAUAAACACACAAGAGCACUUAGGCCAGAUGGGCUUCAGGGCCAUGAAGGACAGGACAGAGCAGGUUCAGGCUUUACACAGAAAGAGCUGAGACGAUUGAACGAAGGGGAAUAAAGAGCGUGAUCCAGGGAAUGGAAAACCUCUCUGAUCGCGCCACACUGUUUUCUUCCUGAUGUUAAACCUGCCACAGCAAUAAAAGAGAAAACACAUUUCAUGUAUUUUGUUUACGAACACGGAGCUGAGGUAAAUGAAACGGGACACACAGCUGUAUCCGUGCCGACAUGCCCGGGGUCCAUGAUGCCUCCGUGUUGAGAUGGAAACCAGUCGACCCACAGGUCAUCAAUGUUGUAUGUUUCAGGCUUUUAAGUAUUGAGCAGAGCCCCCCCCCCCCCCGUGAGACUUCUAAGGAGAUUGGUUCUGUCAGACCAGCAGCAGGAAAGCAUCUCAUAAUGUGAUCUCAGCAAGAGCAGGGCUUUAUUAUUUAGAGACAACAAACUUGUCUGUGAGUGUGUGAGAGUGUGUGUGCGUGUGUGUGUGUGUGUAUGUGUGUGUGUGUGUGUGCGUGUUUCAGGAGCUGACAUCAGGACAGUGAACAUGAGAGAGCUCACUUCAGGCGUCCUACACACUAAGUUCUGGGUCGUGGAAACACAUUUACAUCGGCAGUGCCAACAUGGACUGGAGGUCCCUCACACAGGUGAGGGAGCUCGGCAUGGUCGUCUACAACUGCAGCUGUUUGGCCGAAGACUUGAGUGAGCUGCUGUGUUCAGGGGACAGGAGGGAGGUAGAGAUCCCAGGUUGUUCGGUUUGGUCCGUGGAGCUGAUCAAAGAUCAACUUUGCAAACUGGUGCAGGAGCGAGACGGAGAGACAUGUCACAUCAACUCCACAAUCAUGGACUUCUACAAUGUGACAGAUGUUCAUACGAAUGGGCUUCUCUCAAUCUGUAAUGGAAACAGAACGAGUGACCUACCUGUGGAACGUGUAGAGCCGACAGGAGUCUCUGGAGACAGGAACAUCAUCACAAAGCAGCGUUGGCACACUCCAAGAAGAAAUCUACAAGUGGGCGAUAUUGUAAUGGACGCUGAUGUACUGCUGCCCAGAGGUGAUUGAGACUUGCCAGGGUUUUAGAGACAGUCAGUGGUAAAGAUGGGCUUGUGAGGAAGGUGAAAAUCACAGUGGGAAAUAAGAACUUGAAUGUAAAGGGUAAACGCUCUGGUAAACUUUCUGUGUUGGAACUUUCAGUGCAGAAGUUAGUUCUGCUGUUAGAAGCUACUUGAGCUAUGUUUCCAAAAUGCACUGAUAUAGUAGAUGAUCAAUUAUUUGUUGUUAUCGUCAUUCGAUUACAAACAC
Molecule: messenger RNA, 2326 nt
Organism: Platichthys flesus (European flounder)
Lineage: Eukaryota; Metazoa; Chordata; Actinopteri; Pleuronectiformes; Pleuronectidae
Product: 5'-3' exonuclease PLD3-like
Exons: 4
Coding region: 1649-2086 (145 amino acids)
Source: RefSeq, a predicted model, not a curated record